Spodoptera exigua (beet armyworm) is the source of this 2010-nucleotide messenger RNA. The record is from the annotation of a GenBank genome assembly. NCBI's taxonomy places the organism in Eukaryota, Metazoa, Arthropoda, Insecta, Lepidoptera, Noctuidae.
CUCAAAUACACUCAAUUAAAUCAAUCAAUCAGUCUUCAAAAUGGCGUUAAUCAUGUCGUUCGUGUCCGUUGCUAUAUCUAUAUUGUAUACGCCGUUAUUACUUUUAAUAUUGUGCAUAAUAUUUCUCGCUUCAAUAGGAAAAUCUUUGGGUGUGCGCAGAUUGUACGUGAACAUACUGCUGAAACUUUUCGAGUAUGGCAGACAGCAUAUCGAAGUUGCUAAGAUCAAAAUACAACGAACAGACAGUUCUGAUGAGGAGGACCUGCCCCCAGUGCCUGAUGAUAAACCCCCCUCAGCUAUCAUCAAGGAGAAUGGAGUCAAUGGUACAAAGAUGACAGUGAUAGAAAGGCAAGAGAUACUUGGUCCUUCGCCGGAAUUGAACUAUAAAAGGAGCACCAGCCAGGAACGGGUGCAGAACGGGCCCAAAACCACCCAGGGUAAUGGAGAGAGCAACAUGGAGUUCGACCUCUCAAAUUGCCUGGACCUGGUGAAGGCUGGCAUGGAGUCUAUAAUCGAAGACCAGGUCACGUCCGUCUUCGAAGCCGAAGAGUUGAGGAGCUGGAAUUUGUUAACCAGAACUAACAGACAAUACGAGUUUUUAACGUGGCGUCUCACAAUUAUAUGGGCGAUGGGUUUCGUAGUCCGGUACAUGUUCCUUCUACCGCUCAGGAUAAUGAUUUUCGUCAUAGGGGUUAUAGUAAUGGUUUUCUCAACAUGGGUCGUGAGUUUAGUACCAUUCGUUCGUCUCCGUAACAAACUUGGAAAGAUCUCGUACAAAACCAGCAUCCGGGUCAUCAUCAGGGGCCUUUCCAUCCACGCAAGGUUCCAUGAUGAGCAGUACCGUCCACGAGCCAAUGGAUUCUGCGUUGCCAAUCACACCAGCCCCAUUGAUGUGGGCGUUCUAAGCAUCAAAACGUGUUUCUCUUUGAUCGGUCAAAGACACAACGGUUUCCUAGGUAUACUACAGAGGGCGCUCGCGAGGGCGUCCCCUCAUAUCUGGUUCGAGAGGUCAGAGGUCAAAGACAGGCAUGCUGUUGCUAAAAGAUUAAAAGAACAUAUAUCUAUACCGGACAACCCUCCGAUCCUCAUCUUCCCCGAGGGUACGUGCAUCAAUAACACUUCUGUCAUGCAGUUCAAGAAGGGUAGCUUCGAAGUAGGAGGCACCAUAUACCCGGUCGCGAUCAAAUACGACCCACGCUUCGGAGACGCAUUCUGGAACAGCUCUCGAUACGGUAUGCUCCACUAUCUCCUCAACAUGAUGACCUCGUGGGCCAUCGUCUGCGACGUUUGGUACCUACCGGCUAUGACGCGCGCCGCUGACGAAUCCGCUGUGGACUUCGCGAAUAGAGUCAAGGCUGUCAUCGCGAGGCGGGGAGGUCUAGUCGACUUGAUGUGGGACGGUCAGCUAAAACGCAUGAAACCCAAAAAGGAAUGGAGAGAAUUACAACAAGAAGAGAUAAGCAAAAGAUUAAAAGGAGAAUAGUUAUUUAUUAAAAGUAGGUUUUAAUGGACUGAUCGACGCUGGGCGAGCCCAGCUACUCGUGUUAACACGACCCCCCACCGAGUUUGAUAUCUCUCAUCACACAGAAUUGUCAAAAACACUAUUCUCAUCAGCCUAUAAGUGCCCACUGCUGAGCAAAGGUCUCUUCUCACACGGAGAAGGUUUGAGCAUUAACCACCACGCUCGCUCAAGGCCAUUUCAAACUUAAGAAAUUAUAAGUCCAGGUUUCCUCACGAUGUUUUCCUUCACCGUAUGCCAGUGGUGUCUCUAAUAAUAAUUAUAUUGGUAAUUGCCAGGUUUCGCACCCUCAUGCAUGAGAAGCGAUGUUUUGUUGUACAGUAAUAAAGUUAAACUAUUACGAACAUCGAAAAGUAUUCUUGCGUAGACAUAAUGUAUAGAAAAUUACCUUUGAAAAACUUGUGUACAACGCCAUAUUUUAGUGGACACUCGAACUAAAACGAAGCAUUUAUGAAUUACAUGCAUUUUUUUUUUUUAUUUAUGUUUAACUU